Messenger RNA from Magallana angulata, 779 nucleotides. RefSeq lists its product as uncharacterized. The transcript is spliced from 5 exons. Bases 299 to 673 code for a protein of 124 amino acids. Lineage: Eukaryota; Metazoa; Mollusca; Bivalvia; Ostreida; Ostreidae. The record is from RefSeq and is a predicted model, not a curated record.
AUAUUGUUUGAAAGAAGUCUGUAUAUGUAUCAAAAAAAAUGAGAUCUUACCGUUUUACCGAACUUGUAGCUACAGAACAGGAAUUUCCCCAGCUUUUAAAAUUAACUGCUCCAAAGCAUUUCUUAGUAUUUGAAUUUUUCAACUGCAUUAAUAAUAUCGACUUUAACAAAUGUUUUAUUGCAUAAAAAAAAAGAAACCAAAAAGGGCAGAGGAGUUCCGCAAGGUGUGUGAUACGGAUCUGUAUCAUCCCUAGGGCUGUUAACCUUUAUCAGCCCCUAAGGCCAAUACGAGUUUAGUAAUGUCAUCUGUAUCACAUAUGCCAAAAAAAAUUGUGUUUAGUUCUAGGUAUGUAAUAAAUAUUGAUAUAAAUCUCAAAUCAAAGAAAGGAUAUAAAAACCUAUCACAAAGAGAAAACGUGCCAUUGCUUAAACACAACACAAUCGUGACAGAAAAAGAAAGUGGCAAGAUGAAACAGCUCCUGCUUUUGAUGGCUGUCGUCUGCCUGACCCACGUGACCUGUAACGAACCUCCCUGUUACUACGUCUGCUGUAACGCUUCCUGCUCAGUCAAGUGUAGACAGUGCUUCCAACGUUUGAAUGGGAAAAGACAAAGUCCACAUAAGCGCGGUUUCAUUCAACAACGCCGCAUGGAAUAUUGCUGUAACCAGAUCUAGGAACUGACACUCCAAAUCAUACUAUUUUCUCGAAAGUGAAACAGUGUUUGGACCUAAGCACAAAUCAUCACCGCUUACAAGACGUAGAUCUUGAAAAUAAUAGAUA